Molecule: messenger RNA, 1164 nt
Organism: Cricetulus griseus (Chinese hamster)
Lineage: Eukaryota; Metazoa; Chordata; Mammalia; Rodentia; Cricetidae
Source: RefSeq, a predicted model, not a curated record
AUGGCGCUGAGCCUGGAAUCUACAACCAGCUUUCCCCUACUGGCCAUGUCAGGAAACACUGUGUCUGAGUUGCCUGGUGGCCCCAAUGUGUCCCUCAACAGUUCCUGGAUUGGCCCAACAGAUCACAGCUCCCUGCAAGACUUGGUGGCUACGGGUGCCAUUGGGGCAGUGCUUUCAGCCAUGGGUGUGGUGGGCAUGGUGGGAAAUGUGUACACGUUGGUGGUCAUGUGCCGAUUCCUGCGUGCCUCGGCCUCCAUGUAUGUCUAUGUGGUCAACCUGGCCCUGGCUGACCUGCUGUACCUUCUGAGCAUUCCCUUCAUCGUAGCCACCUAUGUCACUAAGGACUGGCACUUUGGAGAUGUGGGCUGCCGUGUUCUCUUUAGCCUGGACUUCCUGACCAUGCAUGCCAGCAUCUUCACCCUGACCAUAAUGAGCAGCGAGCGCUAUGCAGCUGUACUGAGGCCUCUGGAUGCGGUACAGCGCUCCAAGGGUUAUCGUAAGCUGCUGGCGCUGGGCACCUGGUUGUUAGCACUGCUGCUGACCUUACCCAUGAUGCUUGCCAUCCGACUGGUGCAUAAGGGCCCCAAGAGCCUCUGCCUGCCAGCCUGGGGCCCUCAUGCGCACCGUAUUUACCUGACACUGCUCUUUGGGACCAGCAUUGUGGGGCCUGGCCUGGUCAUUGGGCUGCUCUAUGUCCGCCUGGCCAGGGCCUAUUGGCUAUCUCAGCAAGCCUCUUUCAAGCAGACGCGGCGGCUGCCCAACCCCAGGGUGCUGUACCUCAUCUUUGGCAUUGUCCUUCUCUUCUGGGCCUGCUUUCUACCCUUCUGGCUGUGGCAGCUGCUGGCCCAGUACCACAAGACCACGCCACUGGCACCACAGACUGCACGCAUUGUCAACUACCUGACCACUUGCCUCACUUAUGGCAACAGUUGCAUCAACCCCUUCCUUUAUACACUGCUCACCAAGAACUAUCGCGAGUACCUUCGUGGGCGCCAGCGGUCGCUGGGUAGUAGCUGCCGUGGCCCAGGGAGUGCUGGCAGCUUCCUGCUCAGCCGAGUCCACCUCCUCCAACAGAACUCUGGCCGCUCGCUGUCCUCCAGCAGCCAGCAGACCACAGAGACCUUCAUGCUGUCCCCAGUUCCCCCUAGUAGAGCCUUUGUGUGA